Alternaria burnsii is the source of this 1998-nucleotide messenger RNA. Its product is annotated as solute carrier family 6 protein. The record is from RefSeq and is a predicted model, not a curated record. Lineage: Eukaryota; Fungi; Ascomycota; Dothideomycetes; Pleosporales; Pleosporaceae. Gene Ontology annotation, biological process: sodium ion transmembrane transport. The transcript is spliced from 6 exons. The coding region runs from base 1 to 1998 and encodes 665 amino acids. Gene Ontology annotation, cellular component: membrane.
AUGGGAGCAAUCAAGAAAAUCCUUCUGAAGCUCUCGCCAGAUUCGAAAAAAGGGGAAGAUGGCCGCGAUGUGUUUGGAAACCGUGUUCAAUUCGUUCUCUGCGCCAUGGGCGGUGCCGUUGGUCUUGGUAACCUGCUACGAUUCCCGUCAGUCGUGUACAACAACUACGGUCUUCAGUUCUUCAUUCCGUACCUCAUCGCUCUUUUUUUCGUUGCCCUUCCCGUCUUGGUCUUAGAGAUCGCGCUUGGUACCGUCUACCGUGGUGGUCCUGUGUUGGCAUGGCACAGCAACAACAAGCGCGCCAAAGGCAUUGGUCUUGCCGUCGUAUUCAACGGUUAUGUUGUUGUUACCUAUUAUGUACCGCUCCUAUCCUGGAUCAUGAAGUACUUUGCUCGAUCGUUUCAGAGUCCCCUUCCAUGGAAAGGGGCAGACCUCAGCGAGUACUUUUCUGAAGUCAUAGUUGCCAACGCGGCCCCAGCAUCGACCGGUAGCUUCAACCCCGAUGGCAGUGUCGCCUCUUACACUAGUUACACGGGAACCGGGAUGCUGGGAGAGACUGCAGGCUGGGCAAUCUUCACCUGGUUUGUCACCUGGUUGUGCGUUUUUAGGGGUGUAGGCAUGACUGGACGUGUCAUCUACGUUACGAUGGGUCUCCCUCUGGUUCUGAUCAUUAUUCUUAUUGGUCGUGGAGUCUCUCUACCUAAUGCUGGAGAGGGUAUCAAGUUGUACUUUGCUACGUGGAGGACAAGCGCACUCCAGGGUCCGCAGAUCUGGCAAGCGGCUUUUGGUCAGAUAUUCUUCUCUAUUGGUGUCGGCUUUGGGUACUUCACUUCAUGGGCAUCUUACUGCUCGCAACACUCAAACGCCGUACAAGAUGCUCUUAUUAUCGCCUUUAGCAACUCCGCUGUCGAGGUCAUUGCCGCUUUCUCGGUCUUCGGUGUCAUUGGCUACUUGGGCAUUGACCCCUCCAGCGGUGAGGCCUUGGGUACUUUCGUCACAGGAUUCAUCACAUACCCCGAAGCUCUAGCACAGAUGCCAGGCGCUCCGUUCUUCUCCGUAGUCUUCUUCUUCACUCUCUUCCUUCUCGGCCUCACUUCCGCGUUCUCUCUCCUCGAAGUCAUGACUACGUUAAUCCUCGACACAAACUGGGGCUGCAAGAUUCCUCGCUGGGCUGUUUGCACUAUUGUGACUAUUGUCUCUGCGCUCAUUUCUUUGAUUUAUUGCACAGAGUUUGGUCUCCAAGCCCUUGAUGCAGUGGAUACAUACGUUAACGAUGUCGCGCUCUUCUUCACAGUAUGGUGCGAGACCUUCGCCGCAACAUCGCUCUACCGCUGCCGCGAUGUCGCGAACCAGGUCGGCUGGCCCAGCUACCUCAUCUACACCAUCGGAUUCGCUGUCGCCCAAGGACUUGGCAUUCGCGUUGCUUACGGCUCCACUCCUGGAACUGGUGCUGGCGUCGGUUUUGCCUUCUUCUUUGCCAGCACUUUCAUCGCACUCUUCGCUGCUAGAACACCUGGUAUCCCCGCCCCGCGUUUCUGGGGUAACAGCAAGUUCAUGAGCCGUUUCUGGUGGGUAGCUUUCUAUCCUGGAAAUCAACUUACUAGGGAUCUCAAUGUUCUCAUUGGCGUCGGAAAGAACUGGAAUAUCCCUUAUUUUUGGGCUGCUAUCAUGAAGUACAUCUCCGGUCCUAUCCUUGCCAUUGUCCUCUCAUUCGCCUAUCCGAAGUUCACGGAAACGCAUAUGUACGACCCCAUCAUGAUCUAUGGCUUCAGCAUCGUUCAUCUCGUUUUACCAACGAUUGUAUUGGGUCUCUUAAUGCCGUCCUGGUUCAAUUGGAUCAUUCCUUCCGCGAAGAUUCCCCUGGGCGAAAAGCCAGUUGCGCCAAUGGAGACGAUUGACAACUCAAAUGAGAUCAUAACAAUCAGUAGUGAAGAGAGUGGAGUACCACCGUACACUGCCGAACCUAUGAUGGAGCCCAAGGUGUCGAUGAAGCAUUGA